AUGGUCAAUAUUUUCAAGCGGAUGCGGAACCUGAGGACAGUCCUCAACUUCCGACUCGGAAGCGGCGCCGCCAUCCUGCCCAGCGUCGCCAACGCAACAAAAGAAUACCCAGCCGUCACUCGGCUCCACCUCACAUAUGCCCGCAAGAUCUACGGCGGGCACCAAGGCGCGCGCCAUUUCUGGCGGCGCUGCCUACCGCGCCUCAAGUACCACAACCCGGGGGUGCCGAUGACGGUGCGGCAGACCGACGAGCAGGACGGGCCCGCCGCCCUGACGAUCUACUUCGCGCAACGGGCUAGCAACGCGGCGACGGCGCUUGCAGCGGAUAAAAAGGUUACGGACUCGCAUGCGCCCGCUCCGGAAAGCGGCGAACAGGCCGCCGUCGUUAACGUCAAGGACCUUACCUAUGCGGAGAUCUGGAGCCGCGUGCAGGCUGCGACGGGCGCGCAGGGCGUUUCCCCUACCGCGGAAGAGACGCAGGAGCUGAAGAAGUUGGAGGAUAUGCGGGUUAAGUCCGAGGAGGACCGCAAGCGCGUGCUCGGGUUCCGCGAGGCUAAGAAGGAUCAGGAGCGGAUGAUCGCGGAGGCUCGGAAGGAGGUCGAGAGGCUCAAGGAGAUGUGA
Messenger RNA from Penicillium alfredii, 621 nucleotides. Its product is annotated as mitochondrial 54S ribosomal protein mL61. The transcript is spliced from 2 exons. Bases 1 to 621 code for a protein of 206 amino acids. Gene Ontology annotation, molecular function: structural constituent of ribosome. The record is from RefSeq and is a predicted model, not a curated record. NCBI's taxonomy places the organism in Eukaryota, Fungi, Ascomycota, Eurotiomycetes, Eurotiales, Aspergillaceae. Gene Ontology annotation, cellular component: mitochondrion.